This is a messenger RNA of Lactuca virosa, 2672 nucleotides long. Lineage: Eukaryota; Viridiplantae; Streptophyta; Magnoliopsida; Asterales; Asteraceae. The record is from the annotation of a GenBank genome assembly.
GAAACGAUGACAACAUUCCUCCGCCAUUGCUUUCUUCUACACCUCCUCACGAAAACCUCUUAAAACGACGAUUAAACCCUUCUUCUUUCUCUCUCUCUCUAGAAUUGGGGCUUUUUUUCUCUCUCAAACAUGACGAUUGAAGAAGGAGAGGCUCAAAUUGACCAGCUUCCGAUGGACCUACUUGCUCAUAUAUUCGUUUUCAUCACCUGCUUCAAGGAUUUGGCGCAAACGAGCAGUGUGUGUAGAAAAUGGAGGGAAGGCGUGAAGCAAUCGAUGGGAAGAAGAGAGAAAUUGAGCUUUGCAGGUUGGAAAAUGGAUGAUAAAUCUACUUCUCGUCUUGUUUGUUAUGCUUAUGGUCUCAAGGAGCUUGACAUUUCAAAAAGCCGAUGGGGUUGCCAAAUAACAGAUAACGGAUUAUUCCAGUUAUCAACAGCAAAAUGCAUCGUCAAUCUUACCUGCAUAUCACUAUGGGGAAUGACAGGGAUCACAGACAAAGGUGUUGUUCAACUGAUUUCAAGGGCCAAUUCAUUGCAACACCUAAACAUUGGGGGCACUUUCAUAACAGAUGAGUCUUUAUUUGCAAUUUCCACCAGCUGCCCGAAUUUGAAGAGUGUUGUAUUAUGGGGAUGUCGUCAUGUUACUGAAAAUGGGCUUCAAGUUCUUGUGAAUGUGAAUCGGCUCUCCGCUACUAACCGUCGUCUAGUCUCAAGUAACUCCCGCUUCACUUUCGCCCAUCUCCGCUCCUCUCUUCGGAGAAUCUCAAGCUUGUUGCAAUCGGUGAUUACAGGAAAUUCCCUUGUUCCUGUGCAUAAAACCACCAUCAAGUUCAAGACUCCAUUACUCCCCUUUCCAAGAACUCAAGUGUUGUAUCGUUGUUGCAGAUCAAUCAUGAAGACAAAUACAACAUUACCUAUCAUAGUCAAGGAAACCAUCGAUCCAACUGAUAAAGAAAAACAGAUAUUCGAUCGAUUGCGUGAAGUUCUUGUUCAUUUCAAUCUUGACACACAGCUUCGUGUUGCAGGAGGAUGGGUUCGCGAUAAGCUUCUAGGAAAAGAUUGUUAUGAUAUCGAUAUUGCUCUUGAUAACAUGUUAGGAAAAGAGUUUUGUGAAAAGGUAAACGAGUAUUUAGUCUCCACAGGUGAACAAUCACAAGGAAUUGGUGUUAUUCAAAGCAAUCCGGAUCAAUCCAAGCAUUUGGAAACAGCAAGAAUGCGAUUAUUCGAUGUCUGGAUCGAUUUCGUCAACUUAAGAUCCGAAGAUUACACUGAAAACAGCAGAAUUCCAACCAUGCAAUUCGGUUCUCCAGAACAAGAUGCAUAUAGAAGGGAUCUUACAAUCAACAGCUUGUUUUACAACAUCAAUACAUGUUCAGUUGAAGAUUUUACUAAAAGAGGGUUGAAUGAUUUGAAAUCUGGGAAAAUCGUGACACCAUUGCCACCCAAAGAGACGUUCUUGGAUGAUCCUUUGAGGGUUCUUAGAGCAAUUCGUUUUAGUGCAAGGUUUGAAUUUGAAAUGGAUGAAGAAUUAAAAGUUGCAGCUUCAGACAAUGAUGUGAAAUCUGCCAUUGGUGGGAAAAUUAGCAGAGAAAGAAUCGGGCAUGAGAUCGAUCUUAUGGUAUCCGGGAAUCAACCAGAUAAAGCAAUAACUUACAUAUCAGAAUUAGGUUUGUUUUGGGUUGUUUUCACAUUACCUGAAAAUUGUAAACCUUUAAUUUCACAAGAAGAUGAUAGAAUUUGUGUUGAGUAUAUGAAUUUGGGAAUGAGACAGUUUCUUGAAGUGGGGUGUAGUUUUACAAAUGAACAGAGAAGGAUUUAUUUAUAUGCAUCGUUGUUUCUUCCACUUAGGAAGACAGUUUACAUAGACAACAAAAAGAAAACAUUUCCCAUUGUGAAUUUCAUUUUCAAAAAUUCUUUAAAGUUAAAAGUUAGUGAUGCGGAUGAUGUUGUGAGGCUACAUAAUGGAGUUGAGAAGUUUUUGUGUUUGAUCCCUUUCGUGUUAUCUGGUGAAGAUAUGAAUAAAAUUGAUUGGGAAAUUGAUUUGAUUGAAGUUCCUGUGAAAUUGAAAUCAAGAAUCUUGUUGGGAUUGGUUUUGAGGGAAAUGAAAGAUUUGUGGAGGGUUGCUUUGAUGCUUUCGAGUAUUGUAGGGGAAGAAGUGGAGAAAAGGAAGGAAGUGUUUAUGGAGGUUGAAAGAGAAAUAUUGAAAUUAGGUUUGGAAAAAGUGUGGGAAGUCAAACCUUUGGUCAACGGGAAGGAUAUAAUGAAACAUUUGGAGCUUGAAAAAGGGGGCCCGGUUGUUAGUGAAUGGCAGCGGAAGCUUCUACAAUGGCAGCUUGCUUAUCCUUCCGGAAGCUUAGAGGAAUGUGUUGAUUGGAUGAAGAGGGAAAUGGAGAAGAAGCGUGCUAGAACAUGAAGAGGAGAAUAAUCUAUCUAUUUCUAGGUGUUUUUUUUUUUCUUCUAGUGAGUAAGAUGAUAUUUAUAUUUUUAAGUUCUUGUGAUGUACAAGAAGUAAAUUUUGAUGCUAGUGAUAUCGGUUUGCAUAUUCUGAAAUAUAAAAACAAAGAAAACGUGAUGGUGUUUUUUCUUGUUGCUGUGUUGUUUUUAGGGAAAUUUGUAGGAAAUAUCAACAUACUUUGCUCAUGCGCAAUGUGCUUCGAUUAUUUCUUAUCCAUAAUA